This is a messenger RNA of Pogonomyrmex barbatus (red harvester ant), 534 nucleotides long. RefSeq names its product Cuticular protein 50Cb. The record is from RefSeq and is a predicted model, not a curated record. NCBI's taxonomy places the organism in Eukaryota, Metazoa, Arthropoda, Insecta, Hymenoptera, Formicidae. Gene Ontology annotation, cellular component: extracellular matrix.
ACACCGACACCGGGCACAGGAUAUCCUAGACCGAGACCUACGCCUACUUUCCCCAUCUAUACUGGUGAUGGAACUGGUGCUAAUGGAAAUGUUAUCAGUCCUGGUGGUCAUGACCAUCAUCAUCACGAGCCUGGUAUGCCCUUCGACUUCAAUUAUGCCGUGAAGGAGGACGCUUUCGGCAACGAUUAUUCUCACAACGCUAUUAGCGAUGGCGAAAUUGUUCGCGGUGAAUAUAAGGUACAACUUCCGGACGGCAGGACGCAAGUUGUGCGAUACACCGCGGAUUGGCAGCAUGGCUUCAGCGCUCAAGUCUCUUACGACGGGAAUCCUCGCUUCGAUAUACCACGACCGGGUGGUAACUUCAAUCGAGGCUAUUAAAUUUUAGCAUCAGGUUCUAGGGUUGUUCAAUUUUUAUUAAAUCGAAAAGAUUACAAAGCACAACGAAUUGUCGUGUACAAUGUAAUAUUUUUUUAAAAAUUGGAGAUUAUAGCAAGGAUGUAUCAUGAAAAUAUAACUUACGUAGAGGACAAAGGU